Messenger RNA from Saimiri boliviensis boliviensis (Bolivian squirrel monkey), 2308 nucleotides. Its product is annotated as ERBB receptor feedback inhibitor 1. Gene Ontology annotation, biological process: negative regulation of epidermal growth factor receptor signaling pathway; regulation of keratinocyte differentiation. NCBI's taxonomy places the organism in Eukaryota, Metazoa, Chordata, Mammalia, Primates, Cebidae. The record is from RefSeq and is a predicted model, not a curated record.
CGGCCCAGUGCGAGGCAGAGGUCAGCGGCACGGCGAGCCAGCGAGAGGCGCCUGCGCGAUGUCCGGGCCCCUGAGCCCGCGGCGCUGAGCCAGCCGGGACGGACAUGCGCGGGAGGGCGCCGCGGGGCAGCCGCCGCUCCUCCGGGGGAAUGAAAGCUACUGGUUGAUUUUUAAAUGCCUGGGCCUCACCGGUUUGGAGAUGUCCCAGAAUAAGGCACAAUGUCAACAGCAGGAAUUGCUGCUCAGGAGAUCAGAGUCCCAUUAAAAACUGGAUUUCUGCAUAAUGGCCGAGCCAUGGGGAAUAUGAGGAAGACUUGCUGGAGCAGUCGCAGUGAGUUUACAAACAACUUUUUAAAUAUUGAUCCCAUAACCAUGGCCUAUGAUCUGAACCCUUCUGCUCAGGAGCGCCUAAUACCAUUUGGGCACGCUUCCAGAUCUGCUCCGAUGAAUGGCCACUGCUUUGCAGAAAACGGUCCAUCUCAAAAGACCAGCUUGCCCCCUCUUCUUAUUCCCCCAAGUGAAAACUUUGGACUACAUGAAGAGGAUCAAGUUGUAUGUGGUUUUAAGAAACUCACAGUGAAUGGGGUUUGUGUUUCCACUCCUCCACUGACACCCAUCAAAAACUCCUCUUCCCUUUUCCCCUGUGCCCCGCUUUGUGAACGGGGUCUUCCACCGUUGCCAAUCUCCGAAUCCCUCUCUCUGGAUGACACGGACUGCGAGGUGGAAUUCCUAACUAGCUCAGAUACAGACUUCCUUUUAGAAGACUCUACACUUUCUGAUUUCAAAUAUGAUGUUCCUGGCAGGCGAAGCUUCCGUGGGUGUGGACAAAUUAACUAUGCAUAUUUUGAUACCCCAGCUAUUUCUGCAGCAGACCUCAGCUACAUGUCUGACCAAAAUGGAGGUGUGCCAGAUCUGAAUCCUCCUCCACCUCAGACCCACCGAAUAUUAAGAAGGUCUCAUUCGGGACCAGCUGGCUCCUUUAACAAGCCAGCCAUAAGGAUAUCCAGCUGUUGCAUACACAGAGCUUCUCCUAACUCCGAUGAAGACAAACCUGAGGUUCCCCCCAGAGUUCCCAUACCUCCUAGGCCGGUAAAGCCAGACUAUAGAAGAUGGUCAGCAGAAGUUACUUCGAGCACCUAUAGUGAUGAAGACAGGCUUCCCAAAGUACCGCCAAGAGAACCUUUGUCACCAAGUAACUCGCGCACACCGAGUCCCAAAAGCCUCCCAUCUUACCUCAAUGGGGUCAUGCCCCCAACACAGAGCUUUGCCCCUGAUCCCAAGUAUGUCAGCAGCAAAGCCCUGCAGAGACAGAACAGCGAAGGAUCUGCCAAUAAGGUUCCUUGCAUUCUGCCCAUUAUUGAGAAUGGGAAGAAGGUUAGUUCAACACAUUAUUACCUACUACCUGAGCGGCCACCAUACCUGGACAAAUAUGAAAAAUUUUUUAGGGAAGCAGAAGAAACAAAUGCAGGUGCCCAAAUCCAGCCAUUACCUGCUGACUGCAGUAUAGCUUCAGCCACAGAGAAGCCAGACUCAAAAACAAAAAUGGAUCUGGGGGGCCACGUGAAGCGUAAACAUUUCUCCUAUGUGGUUUCUCCUUAGACCUUGGGGUCAUGGUUCAGCAGAGGUUACAUAGGAGCAAAUGGUUCUCAGUUUUCUAUUUUGAUUGAAGUUCACAGAAAAAUCCCUUAAAUUGCAAAAUAGUUGAACUCUGUCUUAAUGUGGAAGGUUUAGAGCAGUUGUGAGAUGCUAUUAUGCUGAGAAACCCUGAUUUUGUUAGCAUUGGAAAAAUUCUUUCAAGUCUAUAAUUUAAAGAUGUGAUGGUGGGGAGGGGAGGAUGGGAAAGCUUUUUAUAUAUGCAUACGUGACAUACCUAUAUAUAAACUCGCAGUAUAACCAUAGACCAUAGCUGCAGGUUAACCCAUCAGUUACUAUCUUAGAGUAAUAUACAUUCAGAAUAGUAAACUCAAGGGGGAGAAAGGAGUCCUGAUAGACUGAAUAUUGAGCAAAUGGAAGACAAUACAGUAUUGUUUAGAUCAGAAUCAUUAAAAAAAAUUUUGUUUAAUAAGUUUGAAGAUUUCUGGCUUUUAGGCCUGUUCUAUUUUGUUUCAUUUAUUUUUGCAGGCAGUCUUUUCCAUGGAGGGCAGGGUAUCCAUUCUUUACCGUGGGUGUACCUACCUAGGUGAAAAAUAACCCCAAGGCCUCGUACUUCCAGGUUUCAUGUUGCAUCUUGUUGAGGGAGGGAGAGCAGCUUACUUGGCAACCAUAUUGUCACCUGUACAUGUCAUACAUCUUGAAAAAUAAAACGAUA